This is a messenger RNA of Penicillium arizonense, 429 nucleotides long. RefSeq lists its product as uncharacterized. The transcript has a single exon. The coding region runs from base 1 to 429 and encodes 142 amino acids. The record is from RefSeq and is a predicted model, not a curated record. Lineage: Eukaryota; Fungi; Ascomycota; Eurotiomycetes; Eurotiales; Aspergillaceae.
AUGGGCGCUCUAGAGCGCCCUGGAUAUAUGGUGCCGCAGCAUAUAACCUUGAUCGAUACCGUUCUCACCAUGCCAGGCAAGACGAUCGAAGAAGAACACCGACGUCGGGUUGCAGCGAUAAACGCAGUAAUUGUGUUCUGUGAUAUUGAAGAGGGUGCACCGUCGCGGAUUCGUGUUUCUAACCGACCCGUCGGUGAUGCUAUUGAUGACACGCAACCUAUUUCCUCGGCUAAGCGACUACGACCAUGCCCCAUCGAUGAAAGCACUGAAGCUUUUCAUCGAGCGAUCGCCUCAGUCUGCAUCAACAUCCCAAUCAAAGACCAACGGUUUGCUUUAUUUGCCUUGGUAAUCCUAAAUUACCUGAACACUGCUCGAAGCGCACACGGGACUGUCUCAUGCUUAUCUCCCUCAGCACUCCGCCCAAUUUAG